This is a messenger RNA of Candidula unifasciata, 918 nucleotides long. The record is from the annotation of a GenBank genome assembly. NCBI's taxonomy places the organism in Eukaryota, Metazoa, Mollusca, Gastropoda, Stylommatophora, Geomitridae.
AAACAUGUUCCCAGACAACUUAAUAGCAACUUGUUUUAACGCGUAUCGAACUAAAGAGACGGUUACGGAAAUUCUAUACGAAGAUGAGACUUUGCCCAACAUCAAUCAGACAUCGAUUUUUAAUGAGACUUCACAUUCGAUAUUCAAUGAGACAUCAAAUGAAACUGCUGAGAAAAGGUACAACAUAGAGUUAAAAGAUGGAGGAACGGGCAAACCAAACGUACUGGGAAUCGUCAUGUUCUCCAUCUUUUUCGGAGUCAUGCUUGGCAGAAUGGGAGAAAGAGGAAAGCCCAUUCUGGCUUUUUGUGACUGUCUGGUUGAGGUGACAAUGAGACUGUUCACUGUAUUUUUGUGGUACUCUCCAAUCGGCAUUGCUUUCCUUAUCGCAGCAAAAAUCGUAGAAAUGGAAGAUUUCUCAGUUCUACUGGGGAAAGUAGGCAUGUACUUUGUCACAGUCAUCAUUGGCCUGGCCAUCCAUGGGUCAAUUCUCCUGCCGUUCCUCUACUUCAUAAUGGUGAGAAAAAACCCUUACACAUUUAUCUACGGGAUCUCUCAGGCCUUGGCUACAGCUUUCGGGACCUCGUCCAGCUCAGCUACCAUGCCAGUCACGUUACGUUGCCUGGAACACAACAAUCAUGUGGAUGCCCGAGUGGCCUCCUUCGUCAUUCCCGUGGGGGCGACCAUCAACAUGGAUGGUACCGCCUUAUAUGAAGCUGUUGCUGCUCUGUUUAUCGCACAAGUCAAUAAUGUGAACAUGAACUUCGGACAAAUCAUUACCAUAAGUAUCACAGCCACUGCAGCUUCCGUGGGUGCCGCCGGUGUCCCUCAGGCUGGUCUGGUCACUAUGGUGAUAGUGUUGGCAGCUGUGGGACUUCCUAUUGAAGACGUAACGCUCAUUCUGGUCGUGGACUGGUUCUU